This is a messenger RNA of Diatraea saccharalis (sugarcane borer), 2229 nucleotides long. The record is from the annotation of a GenBank genome assembly. Lineage: Eukaryota; Metazoa; Arthropoda; Insecta; Lepidoptera; Crambidae.
AUUGAAACAAUACUCACUAUAAACUUUAAUCGAGCGUUCGGUCAUCGUCGGAAUUGGUAGGUCGGCUUUGAGAUAACUUUGCGGAAUGAAAAUUCACCAUGCGCCUUAUUAGUUGGAACUUACUGUUCUAUUAUACAGGUUAUGUUGCAUCACUGUUACUAGAAUCUUGUUUUGUCCUCUAGUUAGUGAACCUCGUCUUAAUGCAGCUUUAGUCAGUACCUACAAUUUAUUAACACAUACAUACAUUUUACCUACUUUGAAAUUAUCACGCAGGCACUAGCAUACUAUGGCAAUAAGCUAAAUAUACCAGUAACUGUAGUUCUACCAGUAUUCACUUUAUCGAGUAUUGUGGAAAAAUGUCAAUACUAUGAAGCUACAGUUAUUUUGAACGGUGAUUCGCUAGCGGAAUCAAAACAUCGGGCAUUUACUUUACUUGCAGAAACUGGAAAAACUUAUUUAAAUAGGUAAUUAAAUAAUAUAAGAAAAUGAAAUAAAAAAAAAUACCAUAUCCUGAUAAAUAGAUAUUGACAAUCAAACAUUUCACAUUAUUUUUUUCAGCUAUGAUCACCCUCACGCUAUCGCCGGGGCGGGAACUAUCGGACUUGAAAUAUUGGAGCAAUUGCCUCAAACUGAUGCAAUACUCAUUCCCGUUGGCGGAGGAGGUUUAAUCGCUGGAAUCGCCACCUAUGUGAAACAUUUUAAACCAGACGUUCUUAUUUAUGUAGUGUAGACUUACUUUCAAUACAUAAUUCAUAUUUUGUUUUCAAGGCAUAAAGCAAAACUUUCUUAGAUGUAAACUUUAAUUUUUUUUUUUAUUUUGCACAGGGUAUCGAACCUGACAAGUGUUGUUCCUUUUUCAAAGCAAUUGAAAAUGAGCGUCCUUAUAAGACCGCGGUCUCACAUAGCCUGGCCGAAUCUUUAGCUGUCCCGACAGUUGGUGUCAAUGCAUUUCACACUGCACAGUCUUUGAUAAAUAAAAUGGUUCUUGUAGACGAAGAUUGGAUAACACGUGCCAUUCUGCACUUACUGGAAAAUGAAAACUUCAUAGUAGAAGGUGCUGGAGCGGUCAGUAUGAGCGCCCUCUUAGCUGUACCCGAUAUACUGCCGGAGUUGCGAGAAAAAAACGUAGUGUGCUUAAUCACUGGAGGAAACAUUGAUGUGGUCACAUUGCCAAAAUCCUUGGAGCGAGCAAAAGCUGUUGAAGGUCGACUGAUAAAACUGACGGUAACAUUGCCAUUAAAUGGAAUGAAAGAACAGUCGAAAAUUCUCAGCAUAAUCGCCAAUGUUGGAUGUAAUAUCUUACGUAGUUACAUUGAUCGAGGUUGGACAGAUAAUGACUUCUAUACAAUAUAUCUUACACUAGAAAUAGAAACAAAAGGCCUGGAGCACGCAUGCAUUUUAAAACGAGUACUGGAGCGCUUAUUUCCCCGCAAAUGUGACUUCAUAGAAGAACCUUUCAGUCCUAUACCAACAUGUAGCUGUUUUCCUAAAAAGUUUGGCUAAUAUUAAUUCAUUAAAUACUGUUGAACACAUUGGCAAUGCUUUUAUUAUUGCGUACCAAAUAAAACUAUGUAAUACCAAUGAUGAUAUAAUUUAUGAAUAAUGAGAUAUGUUAUUAUUAUUUCGUUAUCGGAGUGAUAAAUUGACUCUUUCUUCAUAAUUUUGUAAGAAAAAGAAAACAAAACUGAAUACAAUGUAUUAUGCUCAUGUUAUUGUAGUAAACAAGCUUGUUUAUUUGGAUUUACCCUUGGAUUAGACGUUUUUGUUAGUCCAGCAAAUAAACAAAAAAUUUAUACAGCUAUUUAAAAUUUUCAAUGUUACCUGUUAUAUAAAAAUAUUAAUAUCACUAAAAAUCAUGAAAUAAAAACUUUUGUCAAAAAGUUAGAACCGACUUCAAACUUCAAAAAAGUCAUAUACAUCAAUAGCACUUUUGAAUAAUUCGGUUUUGAGAUAAGUAUUAUUUAUCACUUUUUUAAAGUGUGAAGUCGGUACCAUUUUUUUUUAAAGUUAUUUUUCUCGUACACUUUUAUAUAAGCACUAAAUGAUUUCCCUCAUAGUUUAUAUCCUAUGCUACCCGCGUAAGAUUAAGCUUUCCGUAGGUGACAGAAUUAUUAAAAGCGGUCCAAUAGUUUCGGAGCUUCCCUCUUUAAUAAAGACUUUUAUCGAUUUGUUAUUAUAACACAUUAGAAGAUCAAAGAGAAUUUAACUGACAACUUUGUACCUCUUUUA